UGCUGGGGGUCUUUGCCGACUCGCUGCCGACCAUCCAUUACUACUCCUAUUUAACCCUCUCCUUCCCAUCCUGUAACUUGUAAGUUGCACAAUCGAUUCCUGGACAAUCGAACCAUGGCGGAUUCCAAGCACGCCCGUAUUGCCCAAUGGCAGGACGAUCCGCUGUUGCCAAACAUGGUCGACCGGCUUGCCCGUGAGAUGCCGGAUGCCGUGUACGGAGAGUGGCCGGUGCUGCCCACUUCGUACGACGCCGGCUUCCACGCCGUCACAUAUGCCCAGCUGGCCAACGCCGCCAACGGGCUGGCUUGGUGGAUUCUUGACCAGUUCGGCCAGCCGAGCAAGACAGGCGAGGUCCUGGCUUACAUGGGCCCCAACGACGUGCGGUUUACUGCUCUGAUCCUCGCCGCCAUCAAGACGGGCUACGUGAUCUUCCUCACAUCCCCCCGCAACAGCGCAGCAGCACACCAAGCGCUGUUCGAUCGCCUCUCAUGUGGUGUCCUUGUUACGCCAGACCCACUGCCUGCUCCCGCCGAGCCGGUCCUUGAGCAAAUCCGGCCCCGUCACCUGCGUAUCCCAUCGAUCGACAAGCUUUUGAACGACAAGUAUCCCGAGUACCACUACGCCAAGUCGUUUGAAGAGGCUCGCUGGGAUCGGAUCUGGAUCCUGCAUACUUCCGGGUCGACAGGCAUUCCAAAGCCCGUGACUUGGACCCACGAGUCGCUAGCACGCCACUGGAACGGCACCGCCCUGGCGGCUCCUGACGAGAUUCGGUCUUUAGAGAGCUCGUAUAUCGGCAAGCGCGUGCUAAACACGUUGCCGCACUUCCAUGGUGGCGGGUUUGGCCAGUACGUUCUCUACGCCAUUCCUUUCGGGAACGUCGUCAUCUCGCCUGCCACUACCACCAUCGCCACUGCCCAGGGGGUUGUCGAGGCCUUGAAACGGUGCCCAGCAGAUAUAGCAGUGCUUGCGCCGUCCAUCGUGGCCGAGCUAGCCCAGAAUCCCGAGCUCCUUGACUACUGCGCCAAGAACUUGGAGCGAAUCCUCUACAUUGGAGGAGACGUGCCGCAGGCCCUCGGCGACCAGGUCGCCGCCAAGGUCCCGCUGUGCUGUCGAUUUGGUACGUCCGAGACUGGGUUUCCUCACCAACUACUUCCAGCCGAACUGGAACUUUCACCCUCCGACUGGAAUUACCUCCGCUUGCAUCCAAAUACUGGCUUUGUGUUUGAGGAAGCCACCGACGGUGUCUACGAGCUCGUCUUCCGGCAUAACGAUUUGCUCGGUACGCAAGUCCAAUUUGCCAUACGGGAAUUCAUCAAUUUUGACAAGGAAUACCGUACCCGCGAUCUGUUCGAGCCGCAUCCGACCGUGCCGGACAUGUGGCGAUGGCGGGCCCGGGCCGACGACGUGAUUGUCUUCCUCAAUGGCGAGAAAACCAACCCCAUCUCAAUGGAACAGUAUAUUGUUACCCACGCCCCUGAACUGAGCGCCGCUCUUGUCCUGGGGGCCCAAAGGUUCCAAGCAGCUCUGCUCGUCGAGCCAGCCGCCGCCAGCGCCGACCGCCGGCUGACGACGGCCGAGCAGGCCGCCCUGAUCGAACGCAUCUGGCCUGUCGUGGAGGAGGCCAACCGCGCGGCUCCAGCGCAUGCCCGUGUGGAAAAGUCGCUGAUUCUGGUUGCGACGCCGCACCGUCCCCUUGUCCGUACACCCAAGGGAACCAUCCAGCGUGCCGCCAGCGUGGCCCAGUACGCGGCCGACAUUGACCGCUUGUAUGCCGAUGCCGAUGUUGUCGUCGUCGAGGAAGAGGCGGCGGGUUCGGGGCUGGAUCCGACUGACGCAAAGGCCGUUCGGCAGUUUGUCCGACAGGCUGUCGCAGAUGUUACGGGCUGGAAUAACGUAGACGAAGCGGUCAACUUGUUUGAGCGCGGCCUGGACUCGCUGCAGGUUCUCCGCCUGACACGGGCGCUCCGCCGCGGGCUGUACCAGCCGGAUCUCGCCAUGUCCACCGUCUACCAGAACCCAUCCGUUGCCCAGAUUACGGCUGCCGUCAUGAAUAGCAAUGAUGCUGUUGUGGAUCAUGGCCAGACGAUGACGCAGUUGCUAUCCACGUACCGUGCCUUGAUCCAGCAGAUCCCAGUCGCGAGCAGUACCAAGCCAAGCCCCAAGGAGCUCUCUACACCGGUCAAUGUCAUUCUCACGGGCUCGACCGGCACUCUGGGUACACUUCUUCUGCAGGCUUUACUUAGCCGUCCGGAGGUUAGUCACGUCUUCUGUCUGAACCGAAGCGCCGACGGCGGACGCGCUGGUCAGGGGGACCGCUUUACAUCCGCCGGAUUUCCCGUUGACACCCUCGACGACGCCAAACGCAUCACCUUUUUGCAUGCAGAUCUCUCCCGGCCAUACUUGGGUCUCGACGAGGAGACGUACGCCUCGCUGCGCGACCGCGCCGGCCUCGUGAUCCACAACGCCUGGCCCGUCAAUUUCAACCUGUCGCUGACCGCCUUCCGCCCCCAGCUGGCCGGCAUGGUGAAUCUCUUUACGCUCGCAAGUCAGUGCCACAUGCGUUUUGUCUUUGUUUCGUCAGUGGGCGCGGUGAGCGGACGCUCGCCCGACGCCGGACCGGCUGAGGAAGCGAUCUACGAGGGCCUGGACACGCCGUUCCGGAACGGAUACUCGCAGAGCAAGUUCCUGGCUGAGCUGCUGUGCGACACUGCGGCGCGGCAUCUGGACCUGUCUGUCUCGGUCUUGCGCGUCGGACAGAUUGCUGGGUCGGUAAACAGUCCCGGCAUGCCGUGGAGCCGCGCCGAGUGGCUGCCCAGUCUGGUUCUUAGUUCCCUCUAUCUGGGUUGUCUACCGGACAACCUGGGUCCGUCGUUUUCUGACGUCGACUGGGCCCCUGCUGACCUGCUGGCCGAAGUGGUCUGCGAUCUAGCACUGACGGGCAGCGAACGAAAGACGGACGGUGCCGAUGUGUUCCAUCUUCGCAACCCGCACACGACGCCCUGGAACAUGCUUCUGCCCGCCAUCCUUGACGCAGCGCGCAGGCAGGCCAACGGGAAGCAAACGCUCGAGAUCGUGUCGCCUCCUGUCUGGUUGGCGCGCCUGGAGAAGAGCGUCGCUGGCAAGGGGGAUAACGACCUGGUUUCGUUGGCUGUUGUGAAUCCAGCCAUCAAGCUCCUGGACUUUUACCGCAACGGUCUAUGGGGCUCGGGCAGCAAUCUCCCAGCUCAGGUUUCCUCGUCGGCCAUUCUAUCGGUCAAGCGGGGAUUGGAUGCUAGUUCGACGUUUCGGAAUAUGCCCGCUGUGAGUCCCGAAUGGAUGCGGAAGUGGGUUGAGGAAUGGGUAGGUACGGAGUAAGGUAAGGUGAAGUAUCCGUAAGUACUCCUUAGUUAUGACUUUGGGCUGCUGUGCUAGUAACGACAGGGGUGUCAAAAGGGGUUGGAGGGGACUGCAUCCGGUUGCUGUAGCAACCAAGACACCGGUAGCCACGAUAUAAACACCAACUGCCUAUGCACAUCAACUGCUUAUUUGGAAGAUGCGUAUGUUAUAAUAACUCACAUGAUAGUUUCAAUGAACCUCUGAGGGCCUCUGCAGUGGAUGUGCAUUUGCUGUGUUAAUCUCUACGAACUCAC
Canariomyces notabilis is the source of this 3629-nucleotide messenger RNA. RefSeq names its product acetyl-CoA synthetase-like protein. Gene Ontology annotation, molecular function: phosphopantetheine binding. Bases 115 to 3354 code for a protein of 1079 amino acids. The transcript is spliced from 4 exons. The record is from RefSeq and is a predicted model, not a curated record. Lineage: Eukaryota; Fungi; Ascomycota; Sordariomycetes; Sordariales; Chaetomiaceae.